AUGUCUACGUUUGAUUUAGAACCCAAUCCGUUUGAACAAAGUUUUGCUUCUAAACCUAGUGUCAUAUCCAUAGUCAAUAAACCAUCCGCCGAUGAUGUUACUACUACUGUUACCACUAAUAAUCCCAGCAAUAGUAAAAAUGCCGGUAUAACUGUUGCUGAUUCCACCUCAAAUUAUAACGAGAAAAAAAACAAUUAUAACAAUAAAGUUGCCAUUACUUCGUCAUCAGCGAAUACUUCAUCGGCUUUAGAGGCUACAAAUUCCCUGAUUAACACUGGUAGCACAGUUAAUAACAUCGAAAACCAGGAUUUAGGACCUGCUUCAAGUGCACCAUUGGUUUCAAACUCGCCUAACCCCAUUAGUGUCUCGACAACAAAUGCUAGUUCUAAUACUAACAUUUUAGCACCAGUGAUAGAUUCCACUAAUAAUACUAACGUAAGUAAUCAGAAUGAUGUAUCUGAUAUUCUGUUGCACGGAGCAUCAGUAAUAACUAAUAAUACAACAAACAACAAUAAUAGUAGACCGAUUAUAAAUUCUCCAUCUUUAUUAACGCCUGGUGGGAGUAGAAAACUGCCAUUGCCUAUAUCAAAUAACAGUCCAGGUAUGGGAUCAGCGGUAGCGUCGGGAAUAUUGAACCCAUCAUCGUCCACUUUAACACCCUCUACCUUUUUCUUUAGCCUGACACAAGGUAAAAAUAUAUUAACCCCAAACAUAGAGAGUAGCAUUAGAACAGGAUUGACACCGGCUAUUUUAUAUGGUGCAUCAAACACUGCUACUACCAAUAACAAUGCUCAUAAUAACACAAUGACUUCAUCACUAACCAAAGUUUUUCCAACUACGCAGGAAGUCUUAACAAAACAACAAAUUUUAUUUGAAAAUAACUCGAGUACUAACAACGGUAUUAAUGCUACUGGCAAUAUACCAAUUAUGUCUGGUAUCAUGAAUACGGCCAAUCCCAAUAAAAACAAUACAAAUACCGAUAAUCGUACUGGUAUUGAAAGUAUAUUAGGUCUACCUAUAGCUACUUCAUCGCAUACAGGACUAACCCCUCAAUUAAAUAAUACUAUAAAAAAUGUGGCAACAAAGGCCACGGCGGCAGCAAUUAGUACAGUUAAUGCAUCAAGUAAUAAGGUAGCAGAAAUGAAACUAGAAGUGCCCAAAAAUAAGAGAAAGAGAAGCCGUGCUAGUAGCACCAGUUCGAUUACGCAACAAAAAGUUAAUGGCACUGUUAAUAAAAAUAAGAAAUCAAAGAAAUCGGAAAAUUAUGAUUUAAAUAUCAAUAAAAAUGUUACUGUUGAAUCAAAGGUAAAGAAAGAAUCAAAGGAUAAUAUAGAAGUGCCAGAUGAAAAGGAAAAAAAAAGAAGAGAGUUUUUGGAAAGGAACAGGUUAGCUGCCUCUAAAUUCAGAAGAAGGAAAAAAGAAUAUAUUAAAAAAAUAGAAAGACAUUUAGACUUUUAUAAAAAUGAGUAUAAUGAUAUAACCGAGAAUUUUAUGAAGCAUUUGAUAACUGUACCACAUUCUGCUGGUUGUAAUGCCGCUUCAGAAAACACGGCGUCUACUGCUUCUUUAAUAGAUUUGUUAAAGAAUGCUGUUAUAAGUAAAGAUACUCAGUACAGUUUAGGGAUAAUACAAGAAAUUGAAGCUGCAUUUAUGAAGACUGGGUAUUAUCAAAGAGCAGGUGUUGACCCCACAGUUUUAGAAAAGGAAGAUGAAGAUUAUUAUGACGAAGAAGAGCAAAGAGAUAAAAAAAUAUAA
Saccharomycodes ludwigii is the source of this 1755-nucleotide messenger RNA. RefSeq names its product Sko1p (gene SKO1). Gene Ontology annotation, biological process: regulation of transcription by RNA polymerase II. Gene Ontology annotation, molecular function: RNA polymerase II cis-regulatory region sequence-specific DNA binding; DNA-binding transcription factor activity, RNA polymerase II-specific. The coding region runs from base 1 to 1755 and encodes 584 amino acids. Lineage: Eukaryota; Fungi; Ascomycota; Saccharomycetes; Saccharomycodales; Saccharomycodaceae. The transcript has a single exon. The record is from RefSeq and is a predicted model, not a curated record.